AUUGUUGUCUAGUAUCAGCCACCUGGUGCUGGACGAGAUCCACGAGAGGAACCUGCAGUCUGACGUUUUGCUCGUCAUUGUGAAGGACCUUCUCAACCUCAGAGACGAUCUCAAGGUCAUCCUCAUGAGUGCCACGCUUAAUGCAGAGAAGUUUUCUAAAUAUUUUGACAACUGUCCAAUGAUCCUCAUCCCUGGUUUGACGUUCCCAGUGGAGGAGUUCCUACUGGAGGACAUCGUGGAGAUGACGGGGUAUCGUUCCCAGAAUCAGGACCGUCGCCCCUCAUGGAAGAGAGGCUUUUGGCAGGGCUGCCACUCCAGACCUGAGAAGGAGGAGAAAGAGACUGAAUACAAGGAGAGCUGGCCUUGUUAUGCGCACACGCUGCGGGGCAG
Molecule: messenger RNA, 390 nt
Organism: Plectropomus leopardus (leopard coralgrouper)
Lineage: Eukaryota; Metazoa; Chordata; Actinopteri; Perciformes; Serranidae
Source: RefSeq, a predicted model, not a curated record